UUUCUAUAUUAUUUUCUAUGAUGUUGCUUUAGAAUUAUUAAUAAUUAUAUUUGACCCGCAAAUGGGCAGUCAUUAUCCAGUGGGAGUAAUAGAGCGGGGAGAAUUGUGACAUCAUCGUCGACGUCUUAGUUAACUGGAGUUGACAAUCAUGGAUAAUUCACCCAACGUUACUUCCCUAAAUCCCGCUACCACAUCACAACCAGCUACUAAAGAUAAUCAUGAUCCCAAUCCUGAGUCUACAAGUGAGAACUCCCCAACUUCUGUAUUUGUAAACUCAGAACCAGUUCGGGAGGAUCAAGUCCAAAAUGCUGUAAAGUUUCUUUCACAUCCAAGAGUUAGGGGAUCUCCGGUCAUGUAUAGGCGUUCUUUUCUUGAGAAGAAGGGGCUCACAAAGGAGGAGAUAGAUGAAGCCUUCCGUCGAGUUCCGGAUCCCACUCCAACUGUUUCUACCACACAGCCAGUAGCUGCAAAUGAAGGUGCAGCGACUCUACCACUGUCUGCAUCGCAAAAUCUGCAGCCUGCAUCAGCUCUACAGAGUAAUACCGUGAGAAAAAUGGGAUAUUUCUCUCAUUUCCAUUGGACUCAUGCGGUAAUGGCGUUAGGCAUAUUGGCUGCUUCAGGAGCUGGUACAGCUUUACUUCUCAAGCAUACUAUUAUACCCCGGUUUAAGUCCUGGAUUCGAAAGGUUGUAAUGGAAGAAGAAGAUGAAAAAGGCCCUGUGAAGGGAAGACCAAGUUUAGCAGAAGAAGCUGCUGUUGCUGCAAAAGCAGCAGCUGCUGCAGCUGCAGAUGUAGCCCGGGUAAUCCAGGAGAUGCUGGCAUCAAAAACUGAAGAGAAAAGGUACCUUGAGGAGCUAACGAACCUGUUAAACGGCCAAGUACGAGAGAUGAAAUCAAUGAGUAGUUCCUUACAAAAGUUCGAAGGGAAAAGUAGUACUUCUGGAAGAAUACCUGCCAUGGAACGAGAUGAUAGAAGAGUUUCGAUUUCCCAUUCUGGGCAAUCCUAUUCUAAUGGAGAACUGGAUAUUGAAGCAUGUUCAGUGAGAUCUUUGUCACCACCUGCAUCGGUGGAACCAUCUGUUGCGCCCCACCCAAAAUCUUACAUGGAUAUCAUGGCUAUGAUUCAAAGAGGAGAAAAGCCAUCAAACAUCCGAGAUAUAAAUGACCAACCACCAAAUCCUAACCAGCCUAUACCAGAUUCUCGUGUUGGUCCAAAGCCUAAGCCCUGGGAAAUUGGCCAAAGUCAGAACAGUUCAAGGAAUUUCCUUCAAUCCCAAGGGAGUGGUGAUUGGUUGAAUUAUGAGUAUCAAGACAAUCUGACUAAUGGAGACAGUUCAACCCCUUGGUGGCAACGCAAGAAUGCCAGAAUAACAGAAAUCGAAGCUGAGAACGAACAGAAGUUUGGAUCUACUGCUGCACCAACUGAGGUACGACCAGUCCACCGGUCCUGGGUUCCUCCUCAGCCACCUCCAGUUGCAAUGCCGGAAGCUGUUGCUGCCAUACGACAACCUAAGAAGCUUUUGUUUCAAAAAGAAAAGCUGACCGAUGAUGAGUUGGUGGCUCAUUCCUUAGAAAUAUCGGAUGACUUGCAGAGGAUUACAAAAAUCUCCGAAUCAGGUGGUCUCACCGAAGCUAAUGGUUCAAGUUUUGGGCAACAGUUGAGUGACGCACCUAUUACCAAUGGUGGCAAUGUCUUGAGUAGCUGAAGUAUCUCUUGUUGAACCCUGUCCUAAGGUUUGGUUUUUGUUUAUGAAGUUUAUCACAAUCUUGUAAGUAUAGGAAUUCAAGUUUCUAACACUUCCAUUGUGCUUCUAGGUUGAAGUUUAGAAUUACACUUCUCAGAGUUGCUCUAUAGUCAUCACAGGGAUCUUUAGUGCACCAGGCGCCCAUUAAACUUGCUCUAUAGUGAAAAGAUAACUGUUUAUAUCUUAAGGAGUUGUUUGGUUGGGAAAUGUUAUCCCAGUGCUAGUUAUCCCACCGUGUAUAUUGGAUAACUUAUCCCAUCACUAUGGUGCAAAUGGUGGGAUAAAUAAUCUCAUAAAUUAUCUCAUUCCAAAUAUGGGAUAAAAUAGUCCUUCAUUUUAUCUCAGAA
This is a messenger RNA of Capsicum annuum, 2091 nucleotides long. Its product is annotated as peroxisomal membrane protein PEX14. The record is from RefSeq and is a predicted model, not a curated record. Gene Ontology annotation, cellular component: peroxisomal membrane; peroxisomal importomer complex. Gene Ontology annotation, molecular function: signaling receptor binding. The coding region runs from base 149 to 1705 and encodes 518 amino acids. NCBI's taxonomy places the organism in Eukaryota, Viridiplantae, Streptophyta, Magnoliopsida, Solanales, Solanaceae. The transcript has 12 exons. Gene Ontology annotation, biological process: protein import into peroxisome matrix, docking.